CUCAAAAUCUAUCAAAUUCAGAUAAUGCAUCCUUUGACUUGUCUCAGAAAAUAGCCUUGAAGUUAACACCUCCAUUACCAUACAGAAUUGCGAAAGCCCUCGAUCCAACGAUUUAUAGAAACGUGGCUAGAGAUAUUGUUGAAGAAGAAAAGCGAGAAGCCAAACUGAGAUAUCAAAAUUUUGGUUUUUCACCAGGUGACAAGUGUCAAGUUGUGUUGUCCAGUCAGCCAAAUAAAGCAUAUAAUGCCUUUAUUCAGGAAUUAAGUGAUAAUCAAGGACCAGUUGUUGUUUUUGUGGAGGAUCUAGGUGAGAAGCGAACAGUUCCUUACAGCAGUUUGCGACAUUUUCCUGCCUCUAGAAACGGUUGUCAAUAUUCAUAUUCAGACGCAGGUUACGUAUCGUAUAUUGAUAAGAAGUGUAAAAGAAAGAAGGCUGGAAUGCCCAUACCUUCGGAUAUAAAUACAUAUCACUCUCCUAGACGAUCUGCACCUCGAAACUGGAUACAGACCAGUGUUAAGAACAUGCAGCUGCCAUCCCAGCCAGUUGACUAUACAACCAAUAUUGAUGUGUCGAAUCCUUAUUGUUCAGUUCCCAUGAAUGGUCCAACUAUCAUGUCUAACUCGCCAAGUUUACCUGUUCCUAAUCCAACUACUUACUUUAUGCCUGUGAUAAAUGUACCCUAUCCUCCAAACAUAGGUCACGUCAACUUUAAUAUUGGACCGUCACAAGAUCCGUAUGGUAAAGAUCUACCUCAAGACGUAAAUACAUUACGAUAUUUUUAUAAUUUUGGAGUUGAAAACGCAUCAGUAAGUUCCUUUAAUAGAACAAUGAAUACAUCGUCUUGUAGAAUGAUGUCCACAGUGAUGCCACCUCCAACCACCAUAUCAUAUGCUCCAGCAGUAGUACCAGCAGAAAACCAAUGUCACAUGAUAAUGUCGGCUCCAAUGGAACACGGUCAGUCCCGUACCAGUGAUAAAACCAAUGCAUGUUGCACGCAAAACCAAAAUAAUCAUCAUAAAAAUGUUACAGUUUCUGUUAAAGAUAAUAGUGUUAAUAGUGAUAGAGAUGUUCAUAAUGAGAGUAAGGAUAUAGAAACAGAUGCCAUAUCAAAUAGUGACAAUAGUGGAUUAGCCAGUCCCGAUAAACUCGAUUCAUUAGGUAGUGACAGUGGUCUAGAUAGUACCACCUCUGGUGCUGAGGAACCACUAACCUAUACAAUAGAUUCACAAGAUACGGGCAAAGUUGUUAAAGGAAAAAGAAAGUAUUACAUGUAUGGCAAUUUAAAACUUGUUAAACCAAUCAAGGAAAUUCCACCACGUUUUCAAAUGCUGUUGGCUGAAACCAGUGCAGCUAAGGCUCGAUGUGAAGGGCAGCCUAUUUACAUUCAAACACAUUCAGAAAACAUUGCUUAUGAUCAGGAAACGGAACUAAAUGCAAAUGCCCGUUGUUUUGUUCCAAUGCAAAAUUGCAUGCCACCUUCGAUGAAUUGCACGAAUGUGAAUAAUAAUCUGACUGGUGUUGGUUCUAAUCAUGCUAUUCAACCUAACAUUACUCCAAUACCUAAUGCAUGUUUUCCCCCUCCUCCACCUUAUGUUAUGGGAGGAGCACAAUCUGCCAUGGUACAUGGUCCCCCUCCUCCUGCUCCUCCCCAGGUCACAAAUUAUUCUAAGGUACAGGUGUCAUCACAAACCCUUACUGAACCACCAGUAUCUAAUAAUGUAGGAGCUUCUUCUAACUAUCUUAACUCUAAUAGUGGUGGUGGUACUUGCUAUUAUGUAUAUUCUUCUACAUCUUCAGGCUACAGCACUUUACCACCUACAACCCCUACUCCACCAGGUAACGGUCAGGGGCAGGUAAUAUAUGUGAUGAAUUCCCCCUAUACAGCUCCACCUGUACAGACAUAUCAACCUAUGCAACCAGUGCCACCUUAUGUUACAUGUUCGGCAACAGCACAGUAAUAAUUCUAUCUUUUACCCUUUGUGUUUGUGCUAAAGAGGUGUCUUGUCUUCCUAAUUUUAUUACAAGUGCUAAUCGUUACUUUUUGUGAGUAACAUUAUUUAAGAUCAGUUGUAGCAGUCUGAAUUGUGAACUAAAUAUUUCUUCUUGUAUUUCGAGACAAUACUUACGCAGGGAUACACUCUCUUGAGCGGUAUUCAAUGGUCAUUGAGUUGUAUAUCUAUAUACCAGUUUGUUAUAUUAAGAUAUUUGUUUUUAAGAAUUUAAUUCUUGAGUAGUAAGUUUGUGUUCUUCAUACAUAAUAGAUAUUAAUAGAAACGUGUAUAAAUAUUGACUGCUUUAUAUUUUAAACAAGGUAGGCUAACAUUUGUCAAUUAAAAUUAAAUUUAGAAAUCCAUAUUGUUGUAGGUGGUACAGCUGUUUAAUAAUGUGUAUAUAAAAAUAGAAACGUUAAAGCCUUUUAAAAGUUUAUCUGUUUGAUAAUUUAUGAUAUACUGAACUAUUUGGAUAUUUUAAUGUUAUCAAUACAUGAUGCAUAGGUUAAGAUAUAUUACUAGUUUCAAAAAUACUCUGUAUUUAUUAAAUAGUAUUUAGUAUGUGUUAACACAUUUUGUUUCGCUUGUUGUUCAUACAUUCAUUUUAGAUCAUAAUUUAUCAUUACGUUUUUAGAUUUUACAAAGAUAUAAGCAAUUUUUUUUUUCCUAAUAUGCACCCAAUGAUACUGACAAAAUAAUUUAUCUUGAGAAAUAACUGACAGUAUUAAUCUGUCAUUUGUUUAUUUAAUGAUAGCAGGAGUGAACAAAAACCCUGAGAAUUACAACCUUAUCAAUAGACACUGUCGGUUACUUGUUAAUUGAAAGGAAAGUUGAUUUUUUUUUUUUUUUUUUUUAUCAGAUUCACGAUAUAUCACAAUAUAUAUACUUAUGGUGGACAUUUGAAAUGAUCCAAAUCACCCGUAAGCUAAAUGUUUUAUUAGACCUGUAUUGAUGCUUAUAAUAGUGUGACCUGGGGCAUGAUGAGUAUCUUUUGUUUGUUGUACCAAGUCGAUAACAAAAAAACAAAAAACAAAUAAAAUUAUCUGAUAUGUAUUCCUAAAUUAUUAGGUCUAAUAUUUUUUCAGUAGUAAAGGGGAAUAUCAAAUUUUUAAAAUCUGGUAAAAAAAAUUUUUUUUUUUUAAAUAUUCUCAAGUUUUUGAAGACAGAAAAUUUUGUAUUAGUUGUCAUUGUUACAAUGUUUUGCCAAAUCAAAUUAUUUCCUCCCAGUGUAUUAAUUAGGAAUUGCUUAUUUUUUUGUAAAUUUUAAUUUCAUCUACUUGCAACAUUUAAUGUUUCAUUGUUUUAAUUGUUCAAAAUAUUUAUCAUGUUUAAUUGUUGUAACUGUUCAAACAUUUAAAAGUUUAUGAUAAUAUUUUAUUACUGUUAUUUUCUUUAAGAUUAUUUAUAGUUUGUUUAUAAUGAUAGUUUCGGGCAUUUUAUUUCAUGCAGUCUUAUUUAUUUUUAUUAUUAUAAUUUUGAUGUAUACACAUAUUGAUUGAACAAUUUGGACUCAAACUUUUCUUGGAUUUCUUUAUGUAACAUUUUGCAUUUAGUUAUCUUAAUAUUUAGAAGUCUAUAUUUAAUUUGUCAAAUCUCUUGACGAGAUUUUAGUUUAGCUUUGUAUUCAAAAUCUGUAAUUAAAAUAUAGAUUAUGUACAUUUUUGAAAUUUUUUCUGUUAAUAAAUAACUUGCACACCUAAGCUCAGAAAUCAAGUAGGCCUAACUAACAUAGAAACUAGGUUGAACAAUUUUCAUGUUUUAUCAGUAAUUUGUAUGACUAGAUUUCCCUUUGGGAAUUGAACUCUAAUAUUUGUACUCAUUUUGAUCUUUUAUUGAAAUAUUUAUUGAAAUAUUCAUAUUUUCAGAUGUUUUGGUUUUUUUACAUACUCAACUUAUGAUGUAAUUGAAGAUUUUGAUUUGUAAAUAAUUCCUGUCUAUUUCCUAGAAUUUUGAUAUUUUUUUUCCCCCAACAUUUAUCAGAAUACUUUUGACAAAUAAUGAUUUUUCACAGUUGAGAUUUUUUUUUCUUCUCUGGGUUACCCCUGUAUUGAAAUGUUAACUUACAAAUAUUUGUACAUAAAAUUAGUUUUGAUAUGUUAAGAUGCUUUAAGAGCUCGUUUCUCUAUUGACAUUUAAAAGAAGUGUUAAAUUUGUCUUUCACAUGUUAUAGUUUUGAUAUGGUUAAAUAAUAUGUAUGCCUUGUUUAGAAAGUUUUGAUUUGUCUCCCACCUUUUAAAGGACUAUUAAAACGUUUUUGUAGGUCCGUCUGUCUGUCAAACUAUUUGUGACACAAUAAGUCUACUUUUCAAUUGAGGUAGAAUGUUCAAACUUGGUGCAGAUGUUCAUACGGUGAAUGUUCACUGAGUUUGAUGUUUUGAUUUGUCGAAGCUUUGUGACAUAACUUUGAUUCUAGUUGAGGGGGUUGGAUGGUCGAAUGGUUUGCAUUGUAUCAUAAGAUCUUGUUAUUGAGUCAACUGGCGUGGUUUCGAUUUCUCAGUUGUACGAGGCAAGGAAUAGGGUUGCCUGUCCAACGUUCUGGAUUUUCUCUCGUUUCAUCCCCCCACUGAUAAAGACCCCUAAGCGCAAGUCAAUUAUUGAAAUAAAAUUGAACCAUAAUUGAGUCUCGAAAUGACCUAGUUUGUGUCGAGUGGACGUUGAACCCCAUUUCUGCCACUGUUGAUUCUAGUUUGGUCACGUUAAUUUUCUUCUAAGGUAAGUAUAAACAAGGAGAUUUGGUGCUUGAUGCGCUAGGAAAAAAAAAAAAUGGGCAAUGAAAAAUAUGUCAUCUAUUUUGGCAUUUAGGUGGAGAAGAUGACCUCACUGUUGGCUAUUUUUUUUUUAAUUUGGGAUGUGCUGGUCCCAGUAAAUUAACUUGUCAAAUAAUCUUAAAAGUUUUGCCUUUGAAGUUUUGAAACAAAUAAAUGCAAUUUUCUAGUCGAAAGGAAUUAGAUAUAGUUCCACUUAAAGAUUUUAAAUUAAAAAAAAUAUUUGCUAUUAAUAUUUGAAUGCAACACAUUAUUAUUAUAUUUGUAAAAACACAUUUCAUUGAGAUAAACAUUUAUAUACAUGUAGUUUAAUGAGUUCUGUAGGUUUUAAAUAGAAGUUCAAAAGGUGAACCUGUCAGGGAAAAUAUUGGUAACAUUGACUAUUUCAUCAAUAUUACUUCUAUUUGACUAAAAAAUUGACUUUUUAUUGGAUAUCAGUACUGCAUAAUCAAUAUUUUGGGAACAUUUGAGAAAUGACAUAUUUGUAAUAUUCAAUACCUUUGACAAUAAAUGUAGAUCAUACCACGAGUUCAUGAAUAAUAGGCUAUAAAUUUUAAAAUUGAAACAGCUUUUAGAAUGUGAAGUAUCUAUAUAGGUCGUAACUUUUACAAAUAUUGAUUUAAAUAUUCUGUCUGUUUUCUUAAAGCCAAUCCUUUGUCAAUCUUUACAGUUUAUCUUUUAUUUGUGGCUCAACCUUUUCAAUAAUGUAAAACAUACAUCAUUAAGACAGAACACGUGUAUAUUUUCUACUUUCUUUUUACUAUUUAUGCUUUGAUAUUGACUAUUUCUAGCCAUUUACAUAUCAAUCUCACUAAAACAUAGAUCCUUUUUGGUUUCGUUUUUAUAGUUCAGAAUUUCGUUUUACUUGUAUUUACUACACUAGGAUCUGGAAGACUUGUUAUCAUUAACGUGUUCUGAAUAGUGAGAGGUAUUAGCCAAUGAAACGAUCUGUUACGGCAAGGUUUAGGCCUGUUUUGCAUGGAACUGUGGGUAAUCCACUAGUAACACUAAUGCUGAUUGGUUAAUCAAAUGUCUGACGUCAUAGGCUCACUUGCCGCUCAUAUGACCUCUUUUGUGACCUAUCGCAACAACCGGUCAGAUCUUCAUGUACUGUAGACCAUCAAAUGUAUAAAAAACGAAACGAAAUAUAGAUCUGUAUUUUAAUCAGUUUGUUUAUAUAUCUCCAUAUAUUUAAAUAUAUAUGAUCAGUUUUGUAUAGUAAUAAUAAUAAUGUGUCUGCUGUUUUGUGCCUUAAUAAUUUAUAUGUAGAUUUCAUUAGAACCAUGUUUGUUUUAUUCCAGAAUUACAAUUGGAUUAUUUGCUAUCACUGAUUUUGUUGGUGACGGACAAUUAUCACAUUAUUACAUACCUUACUCGUUUUUAAAGAGUAUGAUUACUCCCAAUUUUUCAAUAAAUGAUGCUUUAAACCUA
Messenger RNA from Patella vulgata (common limpet), 6187 nucleotides. RefSeq lists its product as uncharacterized. The transcript has 12 exons. The record is from RefSeq and is a predicted model, not a curated record. Bases 438 to 1958 code for a protein of 506 amino acids. Lineage: Eukaryota; Metazoa; Mollusca; Gastropoda; Patellidae.